UGGUUUAAAAGCUCGCGUUCGCCCUCUCUACCAUUCACUACCUGGAGGCUUCGCACGUGCUAAACGUACCCUGAGUACGGCACCGGCUGGUUAUCAACGAGCUUUAACUCGCUUUGAAAAAUGGCUCAAUUCUGCUUUGCUGUUACCAUUUUGGUAGUUCUCAUUAUGUCACAAGGAAUCAUCGCGAAACGGGGCUGCUCAGCAUUCGGUCAUUCAUGCUUCGGAGGUCACGGCAAGAGAUCUGGUGACACUGCUGUUAUGGACUCAACGGCUGAACUCCGUCGUCAGCUCGGACAGGAGGAGACACCACCACAUCCUGUUUAUCCCCACUCUGGUUACAGCGGACUACUACCACCUGGUGAUGACAUUAUACCUGUAAGAGACGGAGGUGCUUACGAGAGAGAAGAUGGCGCCCGGGAAGCUGUGAAAUUCAAACUACGAAAUAUAGUAAAACAAUGGAUGGAAAACUACAGACGAUCGCAGCAAAACAACGAUGACUCUUACAUAAUCGAUAACUUGUAAAAUAAAGGAAUGUCUCAAUAUGUUAAAUUUAAGUAGGCGAAAUAUAUGAAGUCCAAAUGUCCACAUGGAAAAUAGAUUUUAUGUUAUAAUAAUGUAAAUCAUCAUCUCAGUUUUUGAUUAACACGUGUAAUAAUGGCUUAAAAAUAAAAUAAGGCAUGACAUAGUUCAAAAUGUUGCUAAAUAAUUAUGUUUUAAAUUUUUAUGUCUGUAUCUUUUUUUUUUAUGAAUCAGAGUCGUUUAUUUUGUUUUUGUUUUCUUAUUGUAUUAAAGAAUAUUGAAUAGAUAUAAGAAUCAUCUUAAGAGGCUAAAAAGCUAUGAUAUGAUUCAAGUUCAGAGAUUCAGGAAAGUCUAAUAUAGUAGAAAUCUGUCAAUGAUUUACUAAAUGAAAUUGUUUCUUAAAAACUUUUCUACGAAUUUAUAUUUCUUUUCAAAUAAUAAUUUAAGUAUUUCUUGUCAAUUAAAUUGUAGAAAUAACGAAAGAAGAACAUAGUCUCUAAUUUGAAAAAGGAAUAUUUAAGUCUGUGCAUAAAUCAAAUGUUCUGUAUAUGAAGUCGAUAUAUUUUACUCAAGGCUGGUUUAAUCUGACUAGGAUUAUAAACUCUACUUACUUCAUGUAUUUUACAAAAAUUUUAUACAAAUAGAUUCUGCUAUCUUGUUCCCUUACUUCAGUACCUGACUGUAUUAAAAGUUUAAGUGAAUUGUUAUGGCUUCAUGUUAGAUUUUGACAUAAGGUUACCAUCAUUAUACAUAUUAUGAUAAUGCAUCGUAGUUGACUGUCACUGUUAUAAAAUACUAUCUAUGGAUAUGUUUUCCUAAUAAAUAAAUGGUUAGUACAACAAUAUUGCAG
Molecule: messenger RNA, 1369 nt
Organism: Diatraea saccharalis (sugarcane borer)
Lineage: Eukaryota; Metazoa; Arthropoda; Insecta; Lepidoptera; Crambidae
Source: the annotation of a GenBank genome assembly